Carassius auratus (goldfish) is the source of this 5035-nucleotide messenger RNA. Its product is annotated as RNA-binding protein 20-like. Gene Ontology annotation, cellular component: nucleus. The record is from RefSeq and is a predicted model, not a curated record. The transcript has 14 exons. The coding region runs from base 604 to 3852 and encodes 1082 amino acids. Gene Ontology annotation, molecular function: RNA binding; zinc ion binding. Lineage: Eukaryota; Metazoa; Chordata; Actinopteri; Cypriniformes; Cyprinidae.
CAUACAGAUCUUUAAUAGGGCUUUGUUCCUGGGACUCUCAAUGUCCCAGAGCUUUACAGUGAGAGAACCCAAGGCUUUGCACAUAGACGUGCACCAGGGGCCUCAUUGUCCCUCACAAAAUGUUAAUGGUCGGAAAUGUUAAUAAUCUGUACAUGGGGUUCUGGCCUUUGAUGAUCUGUUGACGAAACUGAUCCGGCAGUUUUGAGUGACUGGUUAAUGGCAUUCCUCACACUUGCUCUAUCAUUGGCUGGGGAGAGAAUGAAAGUGUCCGGCAGCCCUCAGGGAAUCCCAAAUGGUCAAGUGCCUUUAACAUCCCGGCUUCAUGUCGUUUUCCUCCAGCUUUACCACCAGCCCAUUUGAGAACCCUUUUUUAUCCACACUUUUUUUUUAGCCGUUUGAGGGUCUGGCAGAAGCUCAGUGAGAGGGCGCGAGUGAGCUAACUUUCAUUACCGCUGCUGAUCCCAGAGGCACUGGAGGCCGAUUCAAAACAACACGGCUGCACCCAAAGACCGGACCUCCAUUGGGAUUGAGUGCAGAAAAACCUCCUGUGAAGGACUCGUUGGAUUUUUUUGUUGUGUGUGUGGGUAGAAAUAUAUUUCUACCAUGAAGCAAACUUGGGACAAGGGUGUUUUUGAGAACGGCCAGUCAAAAAUUCCAGGGAAUGUUGGGGAAGCUUCCACUGAACACCUCCAGAGUACCUCAGGAGAAAAGCUUGAUAAUAAGUCUGCUCCUCUGUCUAGUGCUCAUGGUGGAGUGGGUCAGAACCUGCUGCUGAGUCCUGCCAGUCUUCAGCUUGCUCAGCUUCAGGCCCAGCUUACCCUACACCGCCUCAAACUCGCCCAGACCAGCAAUACUGCCACUGCAGCCACUGUCCUAAAUCAGGUUCUUUCCAAUGUGGCCAUGUCCCAGCCACUCUUUAACCAUCUACGGGGUUCCAGCAUGGCCCAAGCCCACAGUGGAGCCUUUCCACCACCACCCAUAGCCUUCCCACCACCAAAUGCUUCACUGGGACAAUUAGUUGGUGGUGGCUUUGCCCCAAGUCCCACGGGAAUUAGGCCCACCAACUACAGUGGGGUGUCCAAUCAGAAAGCUGGUCAGCACAACGAUUUCAGCAAAAAGGCUGGAACAUUUUCGAUGGACACGGACCGUCGCUUGCAGUUUGGAUAUCUGGGAGGGGCUUCAGUGGUUACUAGUAAAUCAUGUGAUGGGAGACAGUAUGGUGGAGCCACACAACCCGGAAGCAAUGUCCACAGCAAUUUUUACUCCUCAGAAACACCAGUACAACAAACUUGUUUCAUGGGAGGAAGCAAUGAUCAGAAUCUUGGAUCAGCCUCUAAGGAUCAAUGGAAAGGUCCGAUCAACUUGGGGAAGAUGGAUAUGGGUACAGGAACAGGUUCUGGUGGUUGGGUACCACCUGGACCAGGGUUCGUGGGUCAGAGAGCGGAGUUGUAUAACCCAGAGGAACCAACAGCAGAUCCUAAAUUCAACUCAACAUGUGGCCCAAGGAUUGGGCCACCCCUUGGGCAGCAAGGGGGAUUUCAACAGCAGCCACAGGUUUCCCAGAGUGAGGAAAGGGUGACCUUGCAAUUGCAACCCCACCAGUUCAAUGACUACAAUGGGAAAACACCUUCACACCUACCCCAUCAGUGCACCAUUUGUGAGAAGAAGGUUUACAACCUAAAGGACUGGGACCAGCAUGUGAAGGGCAAGUUACAUCUACAGAACUGUUCACUCUACACCGAAAGUCCAACGCUCGGAGCAGUGCACUUUCCAGUAUCAUCUGAAGGAUGUCUCAACAUGGUAUUGAGUAACACUAUGGCAUACACGUCGGCUGCCAGUCAAGAUGUUUCAACUGGAAGUGCUUCGUAUUUGCCUGCCACAGCCAUGAAGUCAUUUCCUCUCACAGGGGCGGGAUUUACUUCGCACCAAGCAGGGUUUCUUCAGCGUAAAGCGUGUCCCGGACGAGUUGUGCACAUCUGUAACCUCCCGGAGGGCAGCUGCACAGAGAAUGAUGUCAUCAACUUGGGACUUCCCUUCGGCAAAGUGACCAACUACAUCCUCAUGCGCACAACGCAUCAGGCUUUUCUGGAAAUGGCAUACGUGGAGGCGGCGCAGGCGAUGGUGCAGUACUACCAGCUGCAGCCGGCUACCAUCAACGGACACAAGCUACUGAUCCGCAUGUCCAAGAGAUACCAGGAGCUGCAGCUGAAGAAACCAGGUAAAGAUGUUGACUCUAUAAUCCAAGACAUCACUUGCCAGAGAGAGCGAGACGAGAUGCAGGAGAUCGACAGGUACCUGCCGGAGCGUGCCAGAUCACGCAGUCCAGUCAGUCGUUCUCUGAGUCCGCGCUCACACAGUCCCAGCUUCACUUCCUGUAGCUCCGCCCACAGUCCACCGGGGCCGUCCUGCCGGCCUGACUGGAGCAAUGGCAUGGGUCCCCGCCGGGCCUCUUGGGACUGGACGUCUCAUUCCCGAGGCGACGAAGACCCCCGCGAGAGAGACGACUGGAGGAAUGACGAGGAAGAAAGACACAAUGGAUGGCUCUCUGAGCGCAGGAAAGCCUACCUUAAAACCGGGGACCGGAUCAGCCCACGUAUGGGCCCCGGGGACGAGCGGGGCAGGGACUGGUACCCCCGCGGAAGCCCCCAGGGUUCAUCCUUCUCCUCCUACCACUCCAAAGAUGAUUUUUACAAGAAAGACUCACUGUACAAAACUGAUAAACUGAGCAGGCCGCAACAUCAGAGACAUGAAGGGAAAACGAAGAGAAGGGAAGGCAGCGACUACCACAGACCCAGACGCUCAGAGUCAGACGUGACGGACGACACACACUCCAACCGGACAGCUGAAGACAGAGGACGCAGCAAGAGGCCGAGCCGGAGACAAGAUCAAGAGGAGAAAGAGUCAGAAAAUCAGAAGGAAGAAUAUAGAGCCAAAGAAAGAUCAGCAUCUCCCAAUAACAGCAAACCUGCACAGUCUUCACAGUGUGACAGAGAGGGACUGGAAAGUGUAGAUGAUGGAGAAGAGGAGAGCUGGUAUCCUAAAAGCAUGGAGGAACUGGUGACCGUAGAUGAAGUCGGAGAAGAGGACGACUCUAUAGUUGAACCCGAUCUACCUGAUCUUCACGAGGAGGACCACAGAGUCGAGCCCAGCUGGUCGACAGCAGAGAGCCCUAAACCAAUCGCAAAGACCCCAACAGAAGGUGAGGAGAGCACGGUGGACCCUAUGUCGCUUCCACUGCUGGAUUUGGUUCCAGCAGAAAGCUCUGGAGGUGCUCAGUCCAAGCCUGGAGAGACGUCCCUGAGACCAUCUGCCCCAGAACAACCGGUCUGUCAACUCAUCCUCUUCCCGUCCCAGGAGUUCAAGAGCGCUUUGGAGGAGGCCUGCUCCACCACUCAUAUGGAUACACACAUCGACGCAACCACGCCAGCUGGUCCUCUAAACAACAGCAGCACAUGUGAAAAUGGGAAAGUGAAUGACUUGAGUAAUGAUGAGAGAAAGACGGCAGAGAUGGACGACAAGGAACCAUGUCUCAAAGUUGACAGUCAGAAGAAAGAUAUUCCUGAAUCAUUACGUGCCCCUUCACCUCUGGUGACAGACAUCUUUACUGCGUCACCCUCUCAGGAGCAGGAGAAAGCCAUCAGUGAACACAGCAUACCGUUAGGUGUGGAGUUCAUCGUGCCAAGGACAGGAUUUUAUUGCAACCUGUGUGGUUUGUUUUACACCAGUGAACAAGCCGCCAAGACGUCACACUGUCGGAGUACAAUUCACUACAGGAACCUACAGAAGUAUCUGUCAAAGCUGGCGGAGGAAAGUCUCUUAAAUUUCCACACACAGUCGCCAAACACUGAAUGAAGCUCACGUGAGACUAUCAGGACUGCACCACUGCUGGGACAUGGACACAAGAAGACCUGCAAUUGGGUUAUUUGUGUACUCGGGUUCAUAGCAAUACAAACUGUAUGAAAGUUUUCAGGGAUUAAAAAAAUGGCACAUUAAAUAUUUUAGCUUUUAAAGGAAUAGUUCACUGAAAAAUGUAAAUUUCAAACACAUAUGAAUUUUUUUGCUCUUAUUUUUCUGUACAGUGGAAUUGAGGGUUGGCUGUUGCUCCAAAAUGUUAAUUUAAAUCAUAAAAGUAGUCCAUGCGACAUGUGCAACAAUAUUCCACGUUUUAUUUUUGAAGCCAUAGCGUAAGAAACAAACUGAAAAUUAUAAUAUAUAAUAUAUAAUAUAAAUGUAUAGCCCUAAUCCCCAUUCACUUUCAUUGUAUGGAAAAGAGCAGCAGGAACGUUCUGUAAAAUAUCUUCAGUUGUGUUCCACAGUAAAUGAUGACAGUUUUCAGUUUUCUGUGAACUCUAAUGCGGUGUGUGUCUUCUGUAGUCCAGCAUUGACUUUUUCUUACACUGUGAAAAAUAUGCAUCAGAAUGUGAAAUGCACUGGUAAGUGUAGUGUUUACAUCAUCUGCAUCUGCCUAGUUCAUACUCCAAAGCUUGCAUAUGUGUUGGUUUUUCCAAGUGGUGGACAAAUAUGAACUCCACUGCAGAAGUGCCUAAUUUAAAUUUCUAUUUUAAUUUAAAGAGGUGUAAAAUUAUCCUCAGGUCAAUACUUGUGAAUAUUCUGUUGAUGCUUUUUAAAUUAUUAUUAUUCUGUUUCAGUCUCGAUUGCAUUUUCUGUGGUUAUAUUUGUCAGUCUAAUGCUUGAAAUAUUAACUUUUCAAAGUGCCUUGUAAUGUAUUAAAAGCCCCAGAUGCUUAAUAAUCAGCUGAACACCAGGGAACGCUGCUUCUGUAUAAUGUCUGUCAUACUAUUUUGUUUUUCAUCAUUGCUGUACACAGAGCUCAGAAUUUUGGGAUACUUGAACUGGACCAUGUUUAUUUAACUCAUAUCAAAUUUAUAAAAAGCUGAGUUGUUAUAAUGCUAGUAUAUAAGCAGAAUGGUUCUGGAAAACUUUGUUUUAUAUUCUGUUAAUAAUAGCACAGCAUUUUAUGGAAGAAAAUUGUAUAGCACUGAUGCAAAUGUUAAAUAAACAUUUUGGAAAAUAA